AUGGUGAGCAUCAACAAAAAGUGUCAUGAGAAGGUCCUCCCGAAGCGCAUCAUUUUGGUGCGACACGGGGAGAGCCUUGUGAACGAGGACGAGACGGUUCUCGAACACAUUCCCAACCACAAGAUCAAGCUGAGCCAAACGGGCCGCUCACAGGCCCAGAUAACGGCCUCUGAGAUCCUCGACAUCAUAUCCCCCGGCAGUCGCCUGCUUUUCUACGUCUCCCCUUCAUCUCGGACGAGGGAAACUGCUCAAGAGAUAGUCUCCCGAGUCCCGAAAGAGAGAGUUGGUGGAGUGCGAGAAGAGUGUCGGUUGAGGGAACAACAUUUCGGCAACUUCCAAGAGGUGGAGGAGAGGAGGAAGAUCAAAAGCACUCGCAAUACGUACGGGAAGUUCUUCUACCGAGUCCCCCAAGGAGAGUCCAGUGCAGAUGUUUACGAUAGGGUCUCUAGCUUCAUUGAAGGGCUAUGGAGGGACAUGGAGGGCAACAAACUCAAUUGUGAUGAUCAGGAGCUUAACUUGGUAGUGGUGUCACAUGGACUAACUAUUCUCCUAUUUCUCAUGAAAUGGUUCAACUGGACUGUUAAUGAGUUUGAGGCCUUAGCCAACCCGUCUAACUGUGAGUGCAGAGUAAUGCAACUCGGAGAAAACGGGGAAUAUAGCCUCGCUCUUCAUCACAAACCCGAGGACCUCAAACAAUGGGGACUUUCUGAAGAAAUGAUUCGUGACCAGAUGAUUCGUGCUUCCAAAUCAUAUUAA
This is a messenger RNA of Striga hermonthica, 756 nucleotides long. Lineage: Eukaryota; Viridiplantae; Streptophyta; Magnoliopsida; Lamiales; Orobanchaceae. The record is from the annotation of a GenBank genome assembly.